AUGUUCACCAUCCAAGGUCCUGUGAUAUACGCCUUGCUCCUCGUUGUACCCGUAGCCCUUCUCCUCAGUCGCCGACGCUCCAUAAAGGCAUCUGCGCCCAAGCCACUUGCAGACGAGACAGACAAGGAAAAAGAGCAGAAACCCGCGAAAUCAAUCAUGCAGCCACCACGAGACGAUCUUGUUGCGCCUAAGGAGGAUCCAUUCACUAUCGAACAGCUCAAGGCGUUCGAUGGGUCCGAUCUGUCUAAACCAAUAUACGUUGCUAUCAAAGGCACCGUGUUUGAUGUCUCACACAAGACAGACGUAUACGGCCCAGGAAAGUCGUACAACCUCUUCGCUGGGAAGGAUGCCUCCAAGGCGCUGGGAAUGUCGAGUCUGAAGCCGGAAGAUGCGAUUUCGGAUUAUAGCACACUCAGUGAGGGGGACAUGAAGACGCUGAAUGAUUGGCAUGCAUUCUUUACGAAACGCUACAAUAUCGUUGGACGUGUCGUUGACCUCCCACCCCCGAGUGCGCCAACGUCGAACAUGAUGCUCAAUGUCACUCACUACAACCCGAACAUCACGUUAUUGAAGUAUGCGAUAUUGGUUAGUUUGAGAGGCCACACCUCGGAAACCAAGGCCGUCGAGGGAGCCAAGGUCGAAGUAGUCAACACGAAGUCUAACGUCUUGAUUCUGACGUUGUGCAUGGGAGCAGUCGAAGCUGCAGCUACCGCUACCUCCCUACUCAACAUCGAACAAGGUUACCACAUUCACCCAUGUAGAGGUCUCCACGCAAGUUGGCAAAAUCAUUGGGCAAGGCCAACUGGUUAA
Pleurotus ostreatus (oyster mushroom) is the source of this 810-nucleotide messenger RNA. RefSeq lists its product as uncharacterized. Gene Ontology annotation, cellular component: endomembrane system; membrane. The transcript has 4 exons. Lineage: Eukaryota; Fungi; Basidiomycota; Agaricomycetes; Agaricales; Pleurotaceae. The record is from RefSeq and is a predicted model, not a curated record. Bases 1 to 810 code for a protein of 269 amino acids.